UUGUCAAGGGCUGUUGCCCAUUUGAAGAAUAUUUCUCUGGAAAGACGGAUGGACUGGAAGAUCAUGUCUAUCAGCAGAUCUUUCACUAAUAAGUAGUAGAUUUGUGUCACUGCUUCAAGGGAAACCUGAGGAUCAGCGCCCAGAAAGUGCUAGGUGUCACCACUCUGCCAGGUUUUCCUGAUGAGAUGGGAAACCAAAGGUCACAGUGCUGAGGGAGUAUGGUACAAACCAGUAACAUCACCUUCCAGUCUGAAGCAUUUUGAGUUACUGUGCCGUGGAGACUUUGUAACAUUCCUGUUGGGCUGAGCCUGUGGGCCCAGAAUCACAAUUCUCAGUACUGGCAGCAUCUUGCAGCAAACGUGUUCUUGUGAGCAGUGUCAGCUCCGGGUUCUUGGAAGACUUUGCUCAAUGAAGCCUCAGCUUCCGGUGACAUGCAGCACACUUGCAGGAAGGCCUCAAGUGGGAGGUGUCCCUGGGAUGAGCCUGACCCUUAUCUUGGCAGCCAGCUGCAAGGGGAUUAUCCGGGAGCAGAGCUAUGCACACACUCUUGCACUGGCUGGACUGCCUCGAGACCUUUCUCUUGGGGUGUAAAGCCAGCAAGAAAACAAGGCUUGAACUACUCUGCUCUUGCGUCGCCAGUGGAGGACACCAAAUUCACCCAACUUUAGAAGCUCAUCCUCAGAACAAAACAACAAAAGACCUUGGCUGUGGUGUCAGUCCUGGAGUGUGUGGUGUCUGGUCUCCGCCUUAUCCAAUCUCACCAGGGAAGUGUUUGCAGGUGAAAAUGAACAGUGGAAUUCUCUUGUCCCUCCUUGGCUUCCUCCCACUUGUGACACCCAUAUGCCCUGUGCCAUGCAAGUGCACCACCACCAUUACUGACUGCUCACUGCAAAACCUGACUGUAGAAAACCUGCCCACUGCGUUCCGUCCCUCGGCUGAAAUCAUCCACCUCGGUUCCAACAGGCUCACCUCUAUUCCCAAUGGGCUCUUUGACAACCUGAGGAGCCUCCAGGUGGUCUACCUGCAGGGCAACCCUUGGGAAUGCACCUGUGACAUCCUCUACUUGCGCUCCUGGCUGCAGUGGCAGCAGAACCGGAGCCUGUACAGGGAUGUGAGGUGCAGCUCCCCGGAGCACCUGCAGGGCCGCAUCAUCGCCUACCUGACAGAAGAUGAGAUCGUCUCCACAUGCCAGCACUGGUACUGCAGCCUGGCUCUCCUCUCUCAGCUCUCACUCUUCAUCCUCCUUUUCCUCCAGGGCAUCUUGGUUAUCCUCAUCAUUGUCUACCUGCAGAAAUUUCGGAGAAUGACAGCUGAAGCCCGGAGCACCACCCGAGAACUAGACCAGCAGGUAGACCCUUGGGUAUCUUCUUCAAUAAACCCCUCCAGCAAUAAUUAACAUCACGAGACAGAAGACCCUCCUCCCUUUGGGGGACGCUGUGCCAAAGUCCUGUAGUUUGUGAUACCCAGAGGGGACAAUUUAGUACAGCAUCUAAUCCUGACUGCAGUCUGAAGCAGGACUUGAACUGAUCAGACUUUUGCUGUGUUUCUAAAUAAUCAAUCUUGGGUUUUUUCAAUGCUUUAAAUUCUUUAGCAUGAUCUUAACUGCUUGUCUGAGCUGGAAGUGGUUCUGUAGACUAAGGAAGUAAUGAACUACAGUGACCAGAACUGACUCAAACAGCUCAUAGGGGCUCCAGUGCUCGAUCCCUGCCCUCCUACAGUAUUCCAGCCAUAUUCCCCAGGAUGCUUCUGGUUGUGCUGGGUCAGGUGAGGACAGAGGUGGGCAGCAAACUGUUUGAGUACUGAGCUAGGACAAUGGAGAAAUACAGUUUCCUUCUGCUACCACAGACAGCAUCAAGAGCUUUGGACUAGGGAUUUAGUCUUCUCCUGUCUUGGUUUCCCAAGGAAAAGGAAAAGGAAAUAUCUUCUUGCUUGAUGCAUCUUUUCCAAUGUUCUUCUAGGGGAGGGAGGGCAUGUCUAGAAGCCCACUCAUUUUACCUUAUCUGCAUUCCUUUAAGUCUACUUUAGUUUUAAUACUGACUUAAGUGAGCGAGACUGGGGCCCUGAAUCUUUAUGACAAAUUCAUCCUGAAGGCAAGAAUUGUUUGACUGUGCCUGUAUGGCACCUGGCACAAGAGAUCUGAUCUUGAGAGACUCAAAACUACAAACCCCACUGAUGUGUCUACUGCUGUUUAUGGUGUCCCUUAAUUAUUUUUGAAAUAAAGCAAAAUUUCAAUAAAAUUAUGCACAAUUA
This is a messenger RNA of Pyrgilauda ruficollis (rufous-necked snowfinch), 2250 nucleotides long. RefSeq names its product glycoprotein Ib platelet subunit beta (gene GP1BB). The transcript has 2 exons. Lineage: Eukaryota; Metazoa; Chordata; Aves; Passeriformes; Passeridae. Bases 536 to 1396 code for a protein of 286 amino acids. The record is from RefSeq and is a predicted model, not a curated record.